Acipenser ruthenus (sterlet) is the source of this 1313-nucleotide messenger RNA. RefSeq names its product heme oxygenase 1-like. Gene Ontology annotation, molecular function: heme oxygenase (decyclizing) activity; heme binding. The record is from RefSeq and is a predicted model, not a curated record. Gene Ontology annotation, biological process: heme catabolic process; heme oxidation; response to oxidative stress. NCBI's taxonomy places the organism in Eukaryota, Metazoa, Chordata, Actinopteri, Acipenseriformes, Acipenseridae.
UGAUCUGCAGUGUAUUAUAUUGAAUAUUGUAGUAAACUGUAUUUUUUUGUAUCCCAGCAUGCCGAGGGACCUGUCGGAGCUCAUCAAGCUGGCCACGCGGGAGGUGCACGAGCGCGCCGAGAACACGGAGUUCAUGAGGGGGUUCCAGAACGUCACGCUCGCGCAGUUAAAGCUCCUCCUCUCCUCUCUCUAUCACAUCUACUCUGCUCUGGAGGAGGAGCUGGACCGGCUCUCCUUGAACCCGUGUCUCUCUCCUCUGUAUUUCCCGGUGGAGCUGCACCGUGUCGCCGCCCUGGAGGCUGACCUGCGCUAUCACUACGGGCCUGGCUGGAAGGACGAGGUGCUCGCGGUCCCCGCGGCAACCCGAGAGUACGCAGAGAGGAUCCACCAGGUGGCGUACUCUGACCCCUGCCUCCUGAUCUCUCACUCGUACACGCGGUACCUGGGUGACCUGUCGGGGGGGCAGGUCCUCAGGCGAUUGGCUCAGAGGUCUCUGGCCCUGCCCCCCACGGGGGAGGGGCUGUCCUUCUUCUGUUUCCCGGAAGUGUCCCACGCAGGGCGCUUCAAGGAGCUGUACCGAGCGCGCAUGAACUCCCUGGAGCUCAGCGACCGGGCUCGAGGACAGGUGCUGCAGGAGGCCAAGACCGCCUUCCUGCUCAAUGUCAAGGUUUUCGAUGCGAUUCAGAAGAUGUCUGUCUCCCCUCCUCCACACAGCUCUGAGAACGGAGAGCUGAGGAAGAGAGCGCCCCCUGCAGACACACACAGCAUCCAAUCGGAGAAAAGCGGCUCCCAAGCCCCGCCCACCAACUCCCAGUCGGCCUCCCCUGCCCUGCGAUUGGUCCUGGCGCUCUGCUUCGCCGUGGCAACGGUUGCCGUGGGGAUCUACGCGCUGUGAGGCGGGAGAUUUUUCUCGUGUUCAUAAAUUACAGCAUUUCAUUCAUAUUGUUUGAACUUUGUGAUAUAUAUAUAUAUAUUUUUACAGCCCCUAACAAGUUUGUCUGAUAUUUAGAAUCGAGCUGAGAGAUUGUCAGAUUAUUGCAAUCGCUCAAACUCAAACGCUGAGUUUAAUUUUUAAAAUCAAAUGUCUUUGGCUGCGAGUUCAGCCCAGCGUGACAGUGUUUGGAUGAAGUGAAGUCUCUUGUUUUGUACUGCGAAUGAUUCGAUGGAUUGACUGAUCGAGUGAUUGAUUAUCUGGUCCCCUGUUUCAGUGUCUCAGCGUCAGUAUCACCGAGAGAUUGUCGUUUUGCAAUAACUGCUUUUGAAUGAUUUCAGUGUCUGUGUAAAUAAAAUCUCUUCAUGUUGAAUCAGCCUGA